CUCUCUCCGCGUUCUUGCCAGCUUCCACCUCUCCUCCUCGCAUUAUGCCGUCUCCAACUGUGACGCGAUGCGACGCGUCCUCACUCACCGAAUCGACCUACCUGCUUUCUUUCUUCCCCCUCCGCCGCGAUCGUUUGCCUUCCCGAGAUCUUUGGGCCGUCCCACCUUCUCGGAAGAAGAGACGCCGAUACCGUAGGGUUGCGCCCCCACCCCCCCCUGAUUCGCCCCUUCGAUAAAUCCCGAUCGUCGUCAUCUUCUGCGUAUCGAGGCGUGGCGAAGCGUCGUGAUAAGGAUGUCAUGGAGCGUGGUCAACGAUGGCGAUGGGUUGCCCAGGAUCAUCCUGACGGAGCCUGCCGGCUCUUCCGCAGUGAUUCAUCUUUAUGGAGGACAAGUUCUGUCCUGGAAGAACGAAAAGCGAGAGGAGCUUCUUUUUGUGAGCACAAAGGCGAGCACAAAGUCACCUAAGCCAAUCAGAGGAGGAAUACCAAUCUGCUUCCCGCAGUUUGACAAUUUAGGUUAUCCGGAGCGGCAUGGAUUUGCUGGAAACAGAUUAUGGGAAUUGGACACAUGCCCAUCCCCGCUGCCACGAUCUAACAAUCAUUCUUCGGUGGACCUGAUUUUGAAGUCCACAGAUGAGGAUCUGAAGACAUGGCCGCAUAGGUACUAUUUGAGAAGUGGAUUUAUCCAUAUGAUCUCUGAUAAGCAGAUGACCAUCCUAACUUACAAAUGGUUACCUUUUGUUUGCUGUUUAUGCAGCUUUGAAUUGCGACUUCGUGUUAUUCUGCAUCCUAGUAAGCUGACUUUGAUUCCUCGUGUGAGAAAUACUGGUAGCAAGGACUUCUCAUUCACUUUUGCAAUCCAAAAUUACCUGUCUAUGUCAGAUGUCAGUGAAAUUCGUGUCGAGGGAUUGGAAACGCUUGACUAUUUUGAUAAUCUUGAAAAUGGAGAGAGGUUUACGGAGCAGGGCGAUGCACUUACGUUUGAUGGAGAGGUGGACAGGGUGUACCUAAGGACCCCAGCCAAGAUUGCCAUCAUAGAUCACGAGAAGAAACGAACUUUGGUGCUGAGAAAAGAGUGCCUACCUGAUGCUGGAGUAUGGAACCCCUGGAAUAAGAAAGCCAAGGCUUUGCCAGAUUUUGGCGAUGAGGAUUACAAAGCCAUGCUGUGCAUCAAUUCGGCUGUUGCGGAAACCCCUGUGGUUCUGAAGCCUCUCGAGGAGUGGAGAGGAUGCCAGGAGCUUAGUGUUGUCUCAUCAAGCUACUGCAGUGGGCAACUGGAUCCCAGAAUAGUUCUCCAUGGAUGAACUCCACUCCCCUCUCCUACUCUUACCCAAUAACACCUGGCCAUGCAACAUUGCAGGGAAGCUUGUGUAUAACAAUGAGUAGUACUGUAGUGAUCGAGGCCUUUUUUUUUUCUUAAUUUAUUUUCUUGAUUAAAUAUAAGAUCAGAUUUGGUCGAGUCA
Messenger RNA from Musa acuminata subsp. malaccensis (wild Malaysian banana), 1462 nucleotides. The record is from RefSeq and is a predicted model, not a curated record. NCBI's taxonomy places the organism in Eukaryota, Viridiplantae, Streptophyta, Magnoliopsida, Zingiberales, Musaceae.